AAUUCCAAGUAGUUUCUUCCCCGCCUCUCUCCCUCGCCGUCUCGCCAUCCCCCCCGAAUCAGCUCUCCAGGAGAAACCCUAGUACUUUUGUCCUCUUUUCACUUCGUCAAAAACCCUCCUUUGGCUAAUGGAGAUCAAUUUAGGGAAACUGCCAUUUGAUCUCGAUUUCCAUCCUUCGAGUGCGCUUGUUGCAGCGGCACUCAUAAAUGGCGAUCUCCAACUGUACCGUUAUGGCGCAGAUUCCCUGCCGGAAAGGCUCCUACAGGUUAAAGCGCACGACGAGUCCUGUAGAGCUGUUCGGUUUGUAGAUUCAGGCCGCGUGGUUCUGACCGCUUCUCCAGACUGCUCAAUUCUUGCCACGGAUGUGGAGACCGGAAGGGCCAUUGCUCGUUUGGAAGAAGCUCACGAUGAUCGUCUUCUUGGGCACCCUAUGUCUGUUGAUGCAUUAUUAAAGCUUGACGAAGAUACCCUUAUUUCCGGGUCUGAAGAUGGAGUUAUAAGGUUGGUUGGUAUAUUGCCAAAUAGAAUUAUUCAACCCCUUGCUGAACACUCGGAAUAUCCUAUUGAAGGCCUUGCCUUUUCCUAUGACCGAAAAUUUCUGGGCAGUAUAUCACAUGAUCAAAUGUUAAAGUUAUGGGACGUUGAAGAGCUUUUGAAUAAUCGUCAAAACGAGCCAAACAUUCAACAAAUUGAAGCAGAUAGUGAAGAUAGUGAUGACAUGGACAUGGAUCUAAUUCCCUGCCAGCCUCCAAAAGGUUCUACGAGGAAGAGAAAUGGUUAUGGCCAAUCUUCGAACCAUUCAACCUCAAAUUUCUUUGCAGAUUUAUAGCCGAGUACAUAUUCCAUCAAAGCAAAAUAAACUUCUACUUGGCAGAAAACUUCUAUAUGAUUGAAUAUUUUUCCCUGAGAUAGUAGAAUAGAUUUAUAUUUUUGCCUGAAAUGA
Messenger RNA from Phalaenopsis equestris, 943 nucleotides. Its product is annotated as WD repeat-containing protein 55-like. The record is from RefSeq and is a predicted model, not a curated record. NCBI's taxonomy places the organism in Eukaryota, Viridiplantae, Streptophyta, Magnoliopsida, Asparagales, Orchidaceae. Gene Ontology annotation, molecular function: protein binding.